AGUUAAUUAAACUCGCAGCAAUCAAGAACUUUCCUAAAUAAUAUCUAAAAAGAAAUUAUGAAAAAUUCUAACCUCAUGCGAGUAAUUAGGACAUUACUAUGGUUAAUAUCAUUAACAUUAACAGAAGAAUGUCUUACUCAGUCGCUGAGUCGUUACGCUAAGAUUUUAAAUUUAUAUCCGAGAUUUUCUUUGAAUAGCACAUCGUCGCCGAAUUAUCAUGUCGAUAAUCAUCCCUGUAAACGUACGUGCCUGGGUCCGGAACACGCUAUGACUUGUUAUUAUUAUCUAAUUGUUCAUUACGACGAGACUAUGGGUCCAGCUUGCGAACCAUAUUUGAAUCGAAAAUAUCACUACAAAGUGGAUAAAUACACUUACAUCGAUCCCUUUAGUGUUCAAGAAGAAGAAUUUCAGGACGACGAAAGCAAAGUAAAUCAUUGCAAAUACGCCGAUGGUAUUGAAAGUGAAAUAAUGGUAGUAAAUGGACAAUUACCAGGUGAGACAAUUGAGGUUUGCUAUGGUGAUACGAUCGUGACCGAUGUUCUUAAUACGAUGCAUGAAACCACUUCUAUACACUGGCAUGGUAUCCAUCAUUAUAAAACUCCAUAUAUGGACGGUGUACCGUUCAUUACUCAAUAUCCAAUAGAGCCAGGUCAAGCGUUUCGCUAUCGUUUUGAGACCGAUCAUGCCGGUACACACUGGUGGCAUAGUCAUACUGAACAUCAAAGAGCCUUUGGUUUGGCCGGCGCUUUAAUUAUACGACAAACAUUAGAGGAAAAUCCUCACGCGAAACUUUACGAUUUUGAUUUAACCGAGCAUACAAUAAUGAUACAAGAUUGGUUAAGAGAUUUCGAUGAGAGUACUCCGAAAACGAUUUUAAUUAAUGGCUUAGGAGAAGCUUCUGAUGAGGAUAAGCCGAUCUUAUAUUCUCGUUUUACUGUCGAGCAACGACAACGCUAUCGUUUUCGUGUAAUAUUCAAUGGCGUAACAAAUUGUCCAGUUUCUUUAAGUAUCGAUCAACAUGAUCUAUUGGUUAUAGCUAGUGAUGGCAAUGAUAUCAAACCUUUAAAAGUGCAACAGAUUAUGUUCCACGGUGGCGAACGUUACGAUUUUGUAUUGCAUGCUAAUCGCAGAGUGAAAAAUUAUUGGUUAAGGAUUAAAGGUUUUGCAUUUUGCUCUAUGAAUAAACUUCAACAAAAGGCAAUACUUCAUUAUAAGAAAGCCGAUCGAAUAGAUAUACCUGUGGAUCGAAAGAAAGAUCAUGAAAAUCUAAUUGAAUUCAAUGGUUUCAAUGUAACGCAGGAUGCGAAAGGAAAACGUUUUAGUUUAAUGGAUGUCAACGCCUUGGAAACUAAAGUAGAUAAAUUACCGCAAAAACCCGAUCAAACUUUAUACAUAAGUAUGAAUGUUGUACCGAGAGGUGAAAGUAAACUGUUUCAACUCGAUGACAUUAGUUUUAUAAUGCCAAACGUAUCGUUGUUGCAGGCGCGCAAACUUGGUGUAGGCAAAUCAUUUUGCAAUAUAACAAUGCUUACAGCAAAGGGAUUCAAUUGCGAGAAGAGAUUGUGCCAGUGUACGAAUGUUUUGCAUUUACCAGCUUUUAAACACAUCGAAUUGGUAGUAACGAGCAAAUCAGAUGCUGCACACCCCAUACAUUUACAUGGUUACACUUUUCGUGUAGUUGGUAUGGGUUACUUGGGACCCGAUAACAUAUUAAAAAUUGAGGAAAUUGAUCGUAAACAACCAUUGCCUAGACGUUUAAUGAAUGCCCCGCUUAAGGACACAGUGCAAGUACCUGGCCACGGUUAUACUAUUAUACGUUUGUUCACUGAUAAUCCUGGUUAUUGGUUCCUCCAUUGUCAUAUCUCUACACAUGGUGAAAACGGCAUGUUAGCCGUUCUAAGGAUAGGAGGAGAUGACGAAAUGAAAUUAUGUCCUCUUAGCAAUUGUGGACUCUGUAACUCAGUCGCAUGAUUCAAUAUUGGUUUUUAUCAAAAUUUAUUAAUCAAA
Molecule: messenger RNA, 2007 nt
Organism: Glossina fuscipes
Lineage: Eukaryota; Metazoa; Arthropoda; Insecta; Diptera; Glossinidae
Gene: Mco4
Product: laccase
Exons: 3
Coding region: 58-1971 (637 amino acids)
Biological process (GO): iron ion transport
Cellular component (GO): plasma membrane
Molecular function (GO): oxidoreductase activity; copper ion binding
Source: RefSeq, a predicted model, not a curated record